AUGUGGCCCAAGCAUGCCGUACAUUUCAUCGCACUGUCGUUCGUGAUAUCGUGCCCAUUCGCAGAGAUUAUUGCGAAUGUCAGCCAAUUAUCGAGAACAACAUACGAUUUCAUUGUUGUAGGAGGAGGCACAGCAGGAGCCGUUGUGGCGAGCAGGUUAUCCGAGAACCUCAACUUCAAAGUGCUUCUUAUCGAAGCUGGGUCAUCGAACGUGGGCGUUACGAAAUCACUCGUACCGGGUCUCUUCAGGGACCUCCAGAAAUCGAUAUAUGACUGGAACUAUACCACGGUUCCUGGAACGGGCAUAGCUAAUCGAACCUUGGAUUAUCCCAGAGGACACAUACUGGGGGGAACCAGUUCGAUUAACGGCAUGGCAUAUACCCGAGGCUCUCGAGACGACUACGAUAGGUGGGCUCAAGUGACUGGAGAUCCUGGAUGGUCAUGGGACAGCAUAUCGCCAUACUUCUUCAAGAACGAGAAAUUCCUCAACUCUGUUUACGAUGGCAAUAGUGGGUUGACCCCAGUCAGUGAUCCUUCAGCUCACGGCUUCAACGGGUCAAUGUUCACUGGCCUGCCAGUCAACGCGAUGACAAUUGACCAAAGAGUCAUUCAAGUUACUCAAGAACUCCCGUCGAUAUUUCCAUUUCUAAAGGAUAUAAAUUCUGGGACGCCUCUAGGAGUUGGUUGGAAUCAAGCUAGCAUCGGAAACGGGAGCAGAAGUAGCUCCGCGACAGCGUACCUUUCAAUCGCGGCCACGAGCCGCGUCAAUUUGGAUGUCCUCGUGAACACUAAAGUCACCCGCGUCUUUGGGACGUUGAAUUCUUUCAACUUUGUUCAAGUUGCGGAUUCUGAGACCAUUCUCAAGGCCAAUAAAGAAAUCAUUCUGUCGGCCGGAUGUAUCAACACCCCGCACAUUCUACUCAACUCUGGUAUCGGCGAUGAGACUGAACUGACAGCACUCAAUAUCUCAAAGAUUCUGCAUAUCCCCAGUGUCGGCAAGAAUUUAACCGAUCAACCAAAGGUGUCGGUCCAAUAUUCCGUCAACUCAAAUGGGUUCUGGGAUACAAUCAAUACGAACACUACCUUACAAGCCAUGGCUAUGUCCUUAUGGAGUCAGAACGGGACGGGUCCUUACGCCAGCCCCUUUUCCAAUUUCCUCGCAUGGUCGCGCCUCCCAGAUGAUUCGCCUGUUAUCUCUGAAUUUGGGGACCCUUCUCCAGGACCAAAUGCGCCUCACAUUGAGCUUUUCCCUGUGAGCGCUUCUUCAUCCGCCACUGAACCGGGCCUCGUUGGAUCAAUGGCUGCUAUAUUAUUAUCCCCUAAAUCUCGUGGGUCAGUGACGCUCAACCCGGAGGAUCCCUCAGGACCGCCCGCGGUCGAUCUUGGAUUUUACACCUCGGACUUCGAUAUGAGCGCCAUGGUAUACGCGAUAAAGCUCGCACAGCAAUUUUACAGUGCAAAAGCGUUCAACGGAUAUAUCCUCCAGCAACUUUCUCCUCCACCAAACUCGACAGUCGACGAGUUGAAAGCAUAUAUCCGCACGUCGACUACCACUGUAUACCACGGCGUCACCUCUGCAUCUAUGUCUGCCAAAGGUGCUAGCUAUGGUGUCACGGAUCCAGAUUUGAGGGUUAAAGGCGCAAAUGGCUUGCGUAUCGUUGAUGCGUCGGUUAUUCCAUUUAUACCCGCCGCUCACAUACAAGCGCCUGUGUAUGCUGUUGCGGAGCGUGCUUCAGACCUCAUAAAGGCUACAUGGAGUUGA
Molecule: messenger RNA, 1761 nt
Organism: Psilocybe cubensis
Lineage: Eukaryota; Fungi; Basidiomycota; Agaricomycetes; Agaricales; Agrocybaceae
Exons: 11
Coding region: 1-1761 (586 amino acids)
Molecular function (GO): flavin adenine dinucleotide binding; oxidoreductase activity, acting on CH-OH group of donors
Source: RefSeq, a predicted model, not a curated record